Molecule: messenger RNA, 546 nt
Organism: Marasmius oreades (fairy-ring Marasmius)
Lineage: Eukaryota; Fungi; Basidiomycota; Agaricomycetes; Agaricales; Marasmiaceae
Exons: 3
Coding region: 1-546 (181 amino acids)
Source: RefSeq, a predicted model, not a curated record
AUGUUCUUUCCCACUUCACCCAUUUACGCCAAGAAUCCCUCGAAGUCAGCUACUACCAUUAUGACCACCCCUUCGCUCUCACAAGAGCGGUCACAUUCUCAUACGAGGAAUCAUCUCGGCGCAAAUGCAUGUGAAAGUAGAGCGACUACGUCGUUUGUAGCGGAUAUUCCUCCGUCUUCCAUAGACGACGGGUACUUUGCCUUUGCCGAGAUCAAGGACGACAUAUGUCUCGUUCAAGUAUCAUCAUCGACGCCCAUAACGCCCUUGACAACUAUCGAUAUCAAAAUAUUUCGUCAUGAAUUCAUCACCAUCUUUCGGUUACUGGAGGCCACAACCUUGCAUCCCGGGGAUGUACGUAUCCUCGAGACAAUAGAUGACCGUCUCAAGUGUUACGAGGAGGAAAAGGAGACGGUGUAUCUGGCCAAGGAGGUUGUUGAGAGGAUGAGGAAGCUGUCGUUCCACUCUCUCCCACACCCUGGUCAGUUCAGACCGCGCACGAGGAUAGCUAGGACGCUCCCGAUAAGCAGAGGGUGCGCUCUACGGUGA